This is a messenger RNA of Aplosporella prunicola CBS 121167, 2514 nucleotides long. RefSeq lists its product as uncharacterized. The transcript has 2 exons. The coding region runs from base 32 to 2404 and encodes 790 amino acids. The record is from RefSeq and is a predicted model, not a curated record. Lineage: Eukaryota; Fungi; Ascomycota; Dothideomycetes; Botryosphaeriales; Aplosporellaceae.
CCGCCACUCGUUUUCCUUCGCGCUCGCAGCCAUGAAGUACGCCCUCGCCGCGGCUUUUUGCGCGCCUCUGGCGCAGCUUGUCGUUGCCCUACCCAGCCGUCAUGACCGCCGCGAUGUACAAUGCCCGUCUCUCGCUGCCAUCACGCAUACAGAAUGGCACAGUGCCAGCACUCAAACGGUGACCUCUAUCCAAACAAGCACCAUUACAGUCCCCUCUAUGAGGGUUGAAACACUCACUCUCUCGACGGUGCUGUCGACGCUGACAAUCCCCGGUGUUGGUCAUGUCACCACCAUCACUAUUCCCGGCCAAACUUCCACUGUCACGCUCCACAAGGAGCCGGUAACCGUCACGGCCCCGGGCAAAACAACGACUAUCAUGCUCUCUGAGGCCAGUCAUAUCACUACGAUGGCACUUCAGCCGACUACGGUUACAGUUCCUGGCCGAACCACUGUUAUUGCAUUCCCCGGGAACAACCAGGUUACGACAAUGACGUUGGAGCCGACGACCAUUACAGUUCCCGGUGGAGCAACAACUUUAACGCUUCCAGGAGCUGCCAAGACUGCCACUGUCACUCUCCCUGCUGUUGAUCAGGCUACCACUAUCACCGUUCAUGCCGCGGCUCCAGAAGCUAAAACUGUUACCAUCACGCUUCCUGCCGUUCAGACUAUGGCUAUGACUAUGCCUGGUGGCACGACCACUGUUACUCUGCCGAGCGAGGAGACAACCUUUACACUGCCCAACGGCAUCCGCACCGUUACCGCUCCUAUUAUUACACGCACCAUCACUCUGCCUGCGCAAGUCACAACUAUCACUGUCACCCCGACAAUUUCUUCCGCUGGCUCCCAGGCAUCGUCGAGCUUUGGCACAUCUCAGGAGAUUUCUUUUACUGGAGCCCAGACGCCUUUGACCGCUGCCAGCUCUCAAGCAUCUUCAAUUGGUGCUUCCUCAGCUCACACCUCUGGCAGUGCGGCGUCGACGGCGACCACUGCUGUGACUUCAAACACUGCCAGCACCGAGUCUUCCAGCAGCGGGCUGUCUACUGUUGCCGCGUCCGGAACUCCUACUUCCGAUGUCUCUACUUCUGCUGCUUCGCAAUCCACUGCUAGUACAGAGAGUACUGCGAUCACGGGCACUGACGUCUCCAGCGCUGGUACUUCCACCGUGGCUACGGAGACAUUAACCGCGGAGACAUCUGCUGUUGCCACUAGUACUUCCGGCGUCGAGACUGCCACUGCAGAGGAUUCCACUGCUACUGCUAAAGUCUCUACCAUUGCUACACAGACUUCCACAGCUGCUACUUCCGAAAAUUCUAUUGCUGAUGCCUCUUCCCCGACAGACGCAUCAGCCACCGCCACUCAAACCUCUACUGAUGACCCUUCCAUCACUGGGGCACUCACUACGGCUACUCAAACUUCCACUAAUGACGCCACCACUACUAUUGAGACGACUGCCGAGGAGGCUUCAACCGAAGUACCUGCUACCACCACUGAGUUUCUCACCGCUGAAGCUACUGUCACUUCCACCGAGACCUCUGCCGCUGAAGAUACCACCACGGCACCUUCCGAGACAGCUACCUUGACUGGCGAUAUCCCUGUGGUUACUACUUCAGAGCCUUCAGUUGUCACUUCUGUUGACUCCAUCACUACUACUAGCGAAGCUUCCACCGCUGCUGUCGAGACUGCUACAUCGACUGAGCCUACUGAUAGCAUUGUCGUUGAAACUGCUACGUCGACUGAGAGUACUUCUUCCAUUGAAACUUUAGCGACUACUACCGAAGAUUCUACCGCUACCACUGAGGCUGCUACUUCGACUGAAGAGCCCAGUGCCGUCGUCACGACCUCAGUAACCGACGCUAUCACGACUUCCAUCGCAACUAUUGCUACGACCCAAGCCACAACAACUGCUCGCACCUAUGCGCCUCCGGCUCCCACAAACGUUCUCGUAAACCCCAGCUUCGAGGGCGACUACGGAAUCCGGCCAUGGUCCGACUUCGGCACCUCGACCGUCUCUCAAGCAUACGCACCAGCCGAGCGCGUGCACAGCGGAACGUACUCGUGCUCGUUCCUCAUCAGCACCUACCCGGGCAGCUACUCCGGCAUCAGUCAGCAACUAACCGUCGUCCCCGGCUACGAGUACAAGCUGAGCGCGUGGUUCCAGCGCCAAUGGUGCUCCGCGGUGCCCGGCACGUUCGAGGCGUACGUCGUUAUUGGCACAGACUUCGCCAACCCGAUCAGUAUUCUUAAUACCAGGACCACGGCGUGCAAUUCCUGGACUGAGUUUACGGGAACGUAUACCCCGACGGCUGAGAGUAUUAUUCUUACUGUGAAGUACACUAACGAUGUGGAUCAAAAUGCUGGUAACGGUCGUAUUCAGUUUGAUGACGUUACUUUUACUCCGGUUUAAGGAGUGCAGCUUGUGCUUUGUUAGAGCUGAUGUGGAUUUUAAUUGCUUUAAAUGGAAGCGGCUCUGUCGAAAACAAAAAUAUUAUAUUAAUGACAUAAAAUUCUCCCGAC